Molecule: messenger RNA, 3552 nt
Organism: Falco peregrinus (peregrine falcon)
Lineage: Eukaryota; Metazoa; Chordata; Aves; Falconiformes; Falconidae
Product: prominin-1-A-like
Exons: 25
Coding region: 740-3136 (798 amino acids)
Cellular component (GO): prominosome; cilium; cell surface
Molecular function (GO): cholesterol binding
Source: RefSeq, a predicted model, not a curated record
AGACCUCCAGCCACGGGGGAGAGAUCCCGUCUGCGGGCCCCUAGGGCUGCCCCCGCCCGGGGGGCUCGGGGUGCCGUGGGAAACGCCGGGUUUGCUGCAGUGCCCCGUUUGGGGAGGGUUUUAAAUGCAAAACCCUGGUUGUGUGGGCAGAGCUGGUUCGUGCCGAGCCCAACGCCCCCCAUCCCGAGGGAUGCAGCCGGUGCUGGCGGGGGGGCAGGCGGGAGGCAUCGCCGUGGGUCACCCAGCUCUCGGGUUCGGACAGGAGUAAACCAGAGGGCUCGGGAGCUCCUCAGGGGGCAAGAAGAGGGGUUUGUCCCCCGUGCCCGGCUUGGGACAGGUUGGUGGUGACCCUGGCCCAGGUACGGGGAAGUGGCACGGGGUGGUUGGGUGCCAGGAGGUGGCAGGGUCAGGGUGGGGCAUCCCCGGCAUCCCCGCCUGCCUCGGCAAGCAGCUUUUCAGCGGUUGCAGCUGAAACUUAAACAAACCAUAAAGCCCGGGCGCUGGCACUGUGUGGCUGGGCCCUGCGGCAGCCGUGCGUGCACAGAGGUGCCAGAGGAGAGGGUAAGUGCUUCGUCUCCGCUUCAUCCCCCACAGCCCCUCUGGUCCCUCGUAGGCACCUCCUGCCUGGAUCCCCCCCCACGCCCUCGCCGCUCCCAGGGCUCCCCAUCCCUCCCCGGUGCUCUCCCGCAGCUCUUUCCUUCCGGGCAGGAGUGGGCAGGCACCCGCCGGAGCUGCCACGAUGGAGCUGGGGAACGUCUCGCAGCCCGUGUACGGCCCCGGCCCCAAGGCACCGGGGAGCAGCACCCCGGGCCUGGUGGGGAUGGUGCAUGGCUUCCUGCGGCUGGUGCAGCCCAACGCCCUGCCUAUAGAACUGAUUGCAGAUUUUGGGCAGCCCCAGGAUGAGGAAGCCAUCGGAAAGCAAGUCCAGGAGCUGCUGUUCUACGAACUGGGUUUCCUGGUCUGCAUGGCCAUUGGGCUUCUCUUCAUCAUCCUUGUGCCCCUGGUGGGAUGCUGCUUCUGCUGCUGCCGCUGCUGUGGGAACUGUGGGGGCCGCAUGUACCAGAAGCAGGGCCAGCGGAUGAGCUGGCGGCGCCGGGUGCUCUGGGCCUCCCUGCUGCUGGUCUCUGCUCUCCUCCUGGCUGGUGAUGUCUGCUCCUUCAUCAGCAACAGCCGCUUCUCCCAGGCUGUGCGCGACACCUUCCCCAAUGUCAACAACACCCUGGACAACGUCCACACCUAUCUGGCCUCCAUCCCCCAGCAAAUCAAUUUUAUCGUCGACAGCAGUGAUGUCCCACUGGGCCACGCCAACCGCAGCCUCCAGGACAUUGGGCCCAAACUGGGUGGCAUGAUCACCUCUGGCAUCAGGAGCAGCACGGACAGGGCUCUGGGAUCCCUCCAGAGCCUCUUGCAAGGGAUGGAGACGCUGGCAGCCGCCUUCAGCAGCAUCGCUGGCACUCGCUUGCACCUCGAGGAGCUGCAGAGCAACCACAGCCGGCGGCUGGCCAGCCUGCGGGAUGGCCUCAACCAGACCUUGCGGCGCUGCGGCCACCCCUGCAGCAACGUGUCCCUGAGCGGCCUUGCCUUCAGCACCAACUUCAGCAUGAUCCCCAGUGUGGAGCGGCAGCUGGAGGCACUGGGUGAUGUGUCCGGCUCCAACAUAACGGCGGAUUUAGAGAAGGUUAACAGCACGCUGGACAUGACCCCUGCCAAGGUGCAAGAGCAGUCCCGGGAUGUGGUGACAAAGACCCAGGACCAGCUGGGCCUCAUCAGACAGGAGAUCAGGAGCUUGCAGGAGCAAUUGCCACUCCUGGACGUGGAGGAGAGUGUUGGGGCCUUUGUGGGCAAUGCCACGUCAGUGCUGGAGGAGUACAGGGAGCCGAUCAUUGCCUUGGAUGGGCUCAGGUGGAGCGUGUGUAUUGUCCUGUGCUGCGUGGUACUGCUGGUGGUCCUCUGCAACACUGUUGGGCUGCUGCUGGGACCCCUGGGCUUGAAGGAAAGUGUGCUGCCUACGCAGCGCAGCAGCCUCUCCAACGUUGGUGGGAACUUCUUCAUGGCAGGAGUUGGCUUUAGUUUCAUCUUCUCUUGGCUGCUGAUGCUGCUGGUGGUGAUCACCUUCGUGCUGGGGGGGAACAUCUACAUGCUCAUCUGCGAGUCCUGGCGCAGCCAGCAGCUCUUUCAGCUCCUGGACACCCCUGGCCUGAUCCCUGGCUUCAACUUGUCAGAGCUGCUGGGCCAGGAAGGUGACACCGCAAACUUCUCAGAGAUGUACAGGCAGUGCCAGCGAGAUGCUGCCCUGUGGCAAACACUGCACCUCGACCAGAGUGUGUCCCUGGAUGAGCUUUUGAACAUCAGCCAGUACACAGGAGACAUCUCUGCAGCUUUUGAGAAGAUGAACAUCACCCUGAGCCCCAUCUCCCUGCUCAGCCAGAGCCAGAGAGACUUGCUGCUGAACACCAGCCAGGACGGGCAGCCCCCUGACUUCACCCCCACGCUGGAGCUGGAUCAAAACGUGACCCAGGGAAGCCUCCUGGAUCUGGCCGCAGAGCUGGAACAGCUGGCAGACAAAGUGGGCAUGGAUGUGAAAGAGGACCUGAAGGCUGAUGCUAGCAAGCUGAGGGAGCUGGACAAGGAGAUGCAGAUGAGCUUCUCUGGGCUGCUGCAAAGCCUGAAGGAGGACAUCCACUUGGUGCAGAGCAGGGCUGCCCAGCUUGAGGCACAGACAAAAGCUGCGCUGGACAAAGCUAGUGAAACCCAGCAGUUCCUGGAGAGGGAGACAGCAAACAUCAUCAAGAAUGAGACGUGGGCCUUCCUGGAGGAGCUGUUGGACUUCUUUGAGACUUACAUCUUGUGGGCUAAAAGCAGGCUGACAGGAGAUGUGGCACGUUGCAAGCCCAUAGCUGAAACCCUGGAUAAUGUGGAGACCAUCACCUGUGACUACAUCCUGGACUCUCUGAACGCCUUCUGGUUCAGCCUGGGCUGGUGCACCUUCUUCCUGCUGCCCAGCAUCAUCCUGGGUGUCAGACUUGCCAAGUUUUACCGCCGCAUGGACGUUGCUGAUGUCUACAGGAAUGAAGACUUGGAGAUGCCACCCAUGUUCAACUUCUAUAAAAUCCCCCGGCCAUCCACGAGGCAUUAGCAUCUCUUGCUCACAGCAUAAGCAUGGAGGAGAUGGACACAGCUGCUCUGUCUGCUGCGUCUUCUCCCUGGAUGAUAGGGAGGAGGUUGGGACCUUCCAGCUGAAACCCUCUCCCCAGUUCCCAUUAUGUGAUGACCUGGUAUGUGUGGGAGGGGGGUGGGGAAAGCUGCCCCUUGCACUGCCCCAGGUGUGACUUCAGACCCCCGGACCAGACCCCAUGGGCUCAGGGCAGCUUGUACGGUCCACGCCACUGCAGCCUAUGCUGCUGGCCAGCGGGAACCUGCUCACCCAGGCCUCCCACUUGAAAAAUGUGACUAUUUAUUUUUGCAGAGCGCCCGACUCUUUCCAGGGCUUUUUGGUGUCAAACAAUAAAUGGGGUGUUUGCAUGCACUGCAGACACGUGGCUGCACUCUUCA